Sclerotinia sclerotiorum 1980 UF-70 is the source of this 1455-nucleotide messenger RNA. RefSeq lists its product as hypothetical. Lineage: Eukaryota; Fungi; Ascomycota; Leotiomycetes; Helotiales; Sclerotiniaceae. The record is from RefSeq and is a predicted model, not a curated record. The coding region runs from base 1 to 1455 and encodes 484 amino acids. The transcript is spliced from 4 exons.
AUGUCUUCGGGUCCUGCUCAUAGAGUGCAGUCAGCGGUAGUAGAAUAUGGAUUUCCCCAAGGUCAUCUUGGUCAUCUUACAACAGAGGAAGAAGCUGCUUUGAACAACUUCAAAGUAUUAUGCACUGAGAAGGGUUUGUACAAGCCUGGAAAUGGAAUUGAUCAACCGGCAACACACGAAGAUGCUACACUUCUUACCCACAAUGGACAGGGCGACGCGACCGACGUGGUAUCCCUGUCAUAUGAGAAGUCCGCUGUUGAUACACAUACAAAAUCCAAGCAAGAUGGCAAGACCUCUGGGAAGUUACUACGGUUAUUCGCUUUAUAUGAAAACCUUACGCGAUUUGUUAUGCCUUUAUGCACAGUUCUCACAGACAGAGAUAAUCCUCGAACGCCUAUAACACAAAGUAAUAACAUUGUCGACAUAUCUGGAGUUGGGUUAAAACAAUUUUGGAAUCUGAGAACGCAUAUGCAAGAUGCAAGUACUUUGGCUACAGCACAUUACCCAGAGACUCUUGAUCGCAUUUUUAUCAUUGGUGCUCCUAGUUUCUUUCCAACUGUUUGGGGUUGGGUUAAAAAAUGGUUCGAUCCGAUAACAACUUCCAAAAUCUUCAUUAUCAGUCACAACGAUGUAAAGUCGACAUUAGAAUCUUUUAUCGAGCCUAGAAACAUUCCCAAAAAGUAUGGCGGCGAGUUAGAAUUUGAGUUUGGGGAUAUGCCUACCUUGGAUCCAGCUUUAGAAGCAGUUGCUACCUGGAAUGGAACUGGCACUCCAGCAUAUCCGGGCGGACCUCUGUACUGGGUAAAUACGAAAGAUCAAGAGUCAAUUCAAGCAAUUGCAGUUGGAAGUAUUGAAAAGAAGCAGAGGAGAGAAGAAGUAUGCAAAGUCAAAAAGACUAUCAAGGAUAGCGACAACAUGGGAACAAUCGCAACAGAUGCCACCACAGAAAAUGCAUUACCUAUUCAUCCAGAAUUACUCGAAGUACCCACAGCAGCUCCCUCAAUCAUGACGACAACUUCCGCAACUGAUUCCCCUUUGAAUCAGGAAAUUCCCAAAGAAGAACCUGUAAUUCAAAACGGUGACUCAGUGUCCAGCACAAGACCAGAAUUAGAAACAUUUCACACGGCUCAAGAUGGAUUAAACAAUUUAUCAAUAACUGAUCCAACAGAAAAGGUUAUCACAAACGGAACAACAGAACCAGAGAAAACAACGACGACAAACCAAUUAAAUCCAAACCCCAACUUGGAUGGAGCAGGUGAACUAUCAAAAGCUCCAACUCAGCAAGAAAGUAUACAUGAUGAGGUUCCGGAACUUCCUACUUCUCCUGUCACUGCAUCGUUAGUUGGUGCCUCGGAUACAUCGAGUUUACCGACUGGAAGUGAGAAGGUGGAGGAGAAAAAGGAUAAGAGGAAGAGUUUAUUAGGGGGUUUGAAGGGAAAGUUAACGGGUCAUUGA